Molecule: messenger RNA, 1575 nt
Organism: Syngnathus typhle (broad-nosed pipefish)
Lineage: Eukaryota; Metazoa; Chordata; Actinopteri; Syngnathiformes; Syngnathidae
Gene: scpep1
Product: serine carboxypeptidase 1
Exons: 13
Coding region: 68-1450 (460 amino acids)
Biological process (GO): proteolysis
Molecular function (GO): serine-type carboxypeptidase activity
Source: RefSeq, a predicted model, not a curated record
GAAGAAGAAGUAGUAGAAGAAGAAAAUGAAGAGUCAGCUGAUGAUAAGUCUUGUCAUGUGAUUUUACAUGAUUUAUUUAAAGGAAAAAAAAACUGUACGAGUAUCUUAUCAAAGAGGCGAAGCACAAAUGGGUCAGUGCCGAGCAGCGUUAGUUUUCCUUUUGUUUGCCAUCAUUGCCAGCAAAGGGCAUUCCACUCCACUGGCAGGUAGAGAAACCUGGGACUACUUGGAAGUUCGAGAUGGGGCCCACAUGUUCUGGUGGCUUUACUAUGCCGACAGCCAGUUUGUAAAAUAUCAAGAAUUUCCUCUGAUCAUGUGGUUACAGGGUGGACCCGGAGGUUCAGGAAGUGGCUUUGGCAACUUUGGAGAGAUUGGACCUUUGAAUACUGACCUAAAGCCCAGAAAGACCAGUUGGGUAAAGGCAGCCAAUGUGCUAUUUGUAGACAACCCAGUGGGCUCUGGGUUCAGCUACACAGACAAGCCAGAUUGCUACGCUACAAACGUUGCCACCGUGGCUUCAGACAUGUUGACCUUAUUAAAACACUUUUUUGCCAAGCUGGAUGAGUUUCAGACUGUACCCUUCUAUAUAUUUUCUGAAUCAUAUGGAGGAAAAAUGGCAGCUGCCAUUUCCCUUGAACUUGUAAAGGCAAUAGAACAAGGGGAACUCAAAUGUAAAUUUGCUGGAGUGGCACUUGGAGACUCGUGGAUCUCACCAGUGGACUCUGUUAUGACAUGGGGACCUUACCUAUAUGCUACUUCAAUGCUUGACAAUCAAGGUUUGGAUGAGGUCAACAGUGCAGCAGAGGAGGUGAAACGUGCUGUGGAAGAGCAACUGUUUAAGAAAGCCACAGAGUUGUGGUCUGUGGUCGAGACGGUGGUUGAGCAGAAUACCAACGGAGUAAACUUCUAUAAUAUUCUCUCUCAGACGUCAGAAGACAAUGUGGUCUCUUCAGCAGGAAAUAACUUAAUAUCUAUUCAGGCUUCAAGGCAUAUUCGUCCAUUGCAAGCACAAUCACUAAGUGAGCUGAUGAAUGGACCUAUUAGAGAGAAACUGCACAUUAUUCCUGAGAAUGUCACCUGGGGAGGCCAAGCAGAGGAGGUCUUCACCUACAUGGCGGGGGAUUUUAUGAAACCUGUGGUGGAUAUUGUAGACCAACUGCUGACUGCUGGAGUUAACGUUACUAUUUACAAUGGACAGUUAGACCUUAUUGUGGACACUCUCGGUCAGGAGCUGUGGGUGCAGAAGCUCAAGUGGGGGGGUCUACAUGGUUUUAAUAAGUUGAAGUGGACCGCCUUGGAAGACCCCGCUGCCCUUGGUGUUACUCGAGCUUUCUACAAGACUCAUAAAAAUUUUGCUUUUUAUUGGAUCCUCAGAGCUGGUCACAUGAUUCCAUCAGAUCAGGGACCAAUGGCUUUACAGAUGAUGAAGAUGAUCACCAAGCAAGUCUGAUGAUGGUGCUUUCUGAAGCCUUCUGGAAAGGCUGCUGUUUCUAAUCUUAUAUUUUAAAAAAUUGACUCUUUUAAAAAAUCCAUUUUUGAAUGUCCAAUUCUGCAAUAAAAAAUAAUAUUUUAAAA